Molecule: messenger RNA, 918 nt
Organism: Fusarium pseudograminearum CS3096
Lineage: Eukaryota; Fungi; Ascomycota; Sordariomycetes; Hypocreales; Nectriaceae
Exons: 1
Coding region: 1-918 (305 amino acids)
Molecular function (GO): oxidoreductase activity
Source: RefSeq, a predicted model, not a curated record
AUGUCGUCACCAUUCAAAAACAUUCUCAUCGUCGGAGCUACAGGCUCUAUUGGCUCUAUCAUGCUAGGAGCCCUGACCAAAGAACCCUCAUUCCAAGUCAGUGUUUUGCAACGAUCAUCAUCCAAGGGAAAGCUCCCUGCCAACGUCAAAAUCAUCACCAUUGAUGAUUCGUACCCUUCUGAUGCACUGGUCUCCGCAUUCUCUGGCCAAGAUGCUAUCGUUAACUGUAUGACAUCUUUAGCCGUCAGCGACCAACUACGUUUCGUCGACGCUGCAGUCGAUGCCAAGGUCAGACGCUAUGUCGCAUCUGAAUACGGCCUAAACAACAACAACCCCGACGCCAGAGCCUUGAAUUCAGUCUUUCGCGAGAAGGGCGAAGUCCAAGAUUAUCUCAGAUCGAAAGAGUCCACAGGUUUGGAGUGGAUGGCCAUCGGUUGCGGCAUGUGGCUCAAAUGGAGCGCACUCCAUGACUUCCUCGGAAUGCACAUCAAAGAGAAGAAGUUCGUGUUCUGGGAUGAUGGCAAUGGCUGGUUCAGCACCACUACUGAGGACAACACCGCCCUAGCAAUGGUGAACGCCUUGAGCAAGAAGUGGGAAGAGACAAAGAACAGGGUCGUGUGGCUAAGCGACUUUGCCAUCACUCAAAACAUGCUUCUUGAGGCCAUCGAGCGUAUUAGUGGCGAGAAGAUGACUGUCGAGAGGGUUGAAAGUAGCCAGCUCAUCAAGGAGAAGCAGGCUGCAGUGGCGGCGGGAGAUCCAUAUGCCAUUUACUCACUGAUCGAAACUGGGUUUGUUACUGGCAAGUUUGGUAGCCAUCUGGAGAAGGAAGGAGAAAUUAUGAAUGACAUCUUGGGAUUGCCCAAGAAGGACUUCGACGAAGUCGUCAAGGCGGCUCUGCAAGCUGUUGCCGGGGCGUAG